Messenger RNA from Phymastichus coffea, 5458 nucleotides. Its product is annotated as vitellogenin-like. Bases 1 to 5445 code for a protein of 1814 amino acids. NCBI's taxonomy places the organism in Eukaryota, Metazoa, Arthropoda, Insecta, Hymenoptera, Eulophidae. Gene Ontology annotation, molecular function: lipid carrier activity. The transcript is spliced from 7 exons. Gene Ontology annotation, biological process: lipid transport. The record is from RefSeq and is a predicted model, not a curated record.
AUGGUUUGGUCUUCUGUUCUUUUGUUGCUCCUCGUUGGGGCAACAUUCGCCAACAAUCAGAAUGCCUGGGACGAGGGAAAGCAAUACACUUACAAUGUAAGAAGUCGAACGCUGGCUGCAUUCCAUCAGCAAUCAAAACAGUUCACUGGUAUACUCAUCAAAGCUAAGCUGACAGUUCAGCCAAAUGGACCAAAUACUCUACGGGCUAAAAUUUUACAACCACGUUAUUCCCAAAUUCAUACGCGUCUCGAAAACGGUUGGGAGUCAGAGAUUCCACGUGAACUAAUGAACAUGCAGAAUCUACCUCUUAGCGAAAAGCCGUUCGAGAUCAAGACUAAGAAUGGCAUUAUUCUUGACCUUAUUGUCAGCAAAGAUGUACCAACUUGGGAAGUUAAUAUGCUUAAGAGUGUAGUUAGUCAACUGAACAUCGAUACUCAGGGAGAAAAUGCUUUGCACUCAGAGCAUAACCAGCUUCCUGAAGGUAGCCAGCCUUAUGCUCUGUACAAAACUAUGGAAGACUCCGUCACCGGCAAAUGUGAAGUUGUUUACGACAUCUCGCCACUGCCAAAACAGAUGCUUCAAAGCAAACCUGAAUUGGCUCCUCUACCAGAGCUUCGCAAAAAUAGUGACUUAAUCAAUAUCAUGAAAACUAAAAAUUACACAAACUGUAAUCAACGAGUAAGCUACCACUUUGGGAUUGACAGGCGUAACAACUGGGAACCCGGCAGCAAUGAUAACUCUAAAUAUCUUUCUAGAUCCACCCUCAGUCGCGUUGUUAUUUCUGGAAAUUUAAGAAAAUACACCAUUCAAUCAUCUGUCACUAUUAACAAAGUAACUCACAGUGCCGAUCUGUACGAAAAUGAGCAAGGUAUUGUUGCCAGCAAAAUGAAUUUGACUUUGUAUGAAGUUAAAGAGAUUUCUGAGCGAAUCUCUGCACCAUCCAAUCCCGAAUCCACCGGUAACUUGAUCUACAGCUAUAACAAUCCUUUUGGAAAACCAAAUUCUCGCCGACCAAAUCAACCCAAUCAACUUUGGAAUUCCAAACACGAGCAUCAAAAUCCUAGAAUGAACCAGGAUAAAAGACAUCAUGGUCAAAACUUCGACGAAUCGCUUGACGAUUCAAACGAGAGCGUAUACGAUAACGAGGAACAAACCUACCUUGAACCAAAACCCAAAUUGACGGAGCCACCUAAAAAUCCCAUGAGUGUAUUUUUCAUUGGAAACCAAGGAAACUCCGUCCAACAAAACAACAAAAUUGACGUUGUAAAAACAACCAAGGAUAUGGCCCAAGAAAUCGGUAAUGAAAUCCAGCAAUCCGACAACAUGUUCAACGAAGAAACUCUUGAAAAAUACACUAUUUUGACUAGAUUAAUUCGUACUAUGAACGCUGAACAAAUCGCUCAGGUACAGAGAGAACUCUAUGAGCCAAAACAAGAGUUGUCUAGCCAGCUUAACACUAACAAUCAAGACCAAACCACUCGUAGAAUAGCCUGGGUUGCCUUCCGCGACGCUGUUGCUAAAGCUGGUACUGGCCCUGCUUUAAUUAAUGUCAAACAAUGGAUCCAGAACAAACAGAUCUCUGGUAAUGAAGCUGCUGAAAUCGUUGAUGCUGUAGCUCAAUCUGCACGAAUUCCUACACCGGAAUAUGUCGAAGCAUUUUUCGAACUGCUUAAACUCCCACAAAGCGAGGAGCAGCGACGUCUGCAUGAUACCUCAGUUAUCGCUUUUGCCGAUCUUAUUCGUCACGCUACCGUUGAUAAACGCAGUGAGCAUAAUCGUUAUCCUGUGCACGUUUUUGGAAGAUUGUUCACUAAAAAGAACCAUAAUGAUGUACAUGAAAAAUACAUUCCUUACAUUGCUGACAAGUUGAGAAAGGCUGUUGACAAUGGUGAUAGUGAAAAAAUUCAACUCUAUUCGGUAGCUCUCGGUCGAGUCGCUGACCCCCGAAUUCUGUCGGUUCUCGAGCCUUAUCUUGAAGGACAAAGGCAAGUGUCGCCCUACCAACGUUAUAUCAUGGUUCUUUCCUUGAACGGACUUGCCGUUAGUUAUCCUAAAGUAGCUCGUUCAGUGCUCUACAAGAUUUAUUCCAAUAAUGCUGACAAUUAUGAAAUUCGUGUCGCCGCUGUUUACCUACUUAUGUUGACCAAUCCGCCAGCAAGUAUGCUCCAAAGGAUGGCUGAGUACACAAAUUAUGACAGCAACAAGCACGUCAACUCUGCCGUCAAAUCAACCAUUCAAUCGCUUGCUCUUCAAGAAGGCAGUGAGAAUCGUGAUCUAUUUAACGCUGCCAGGGCUGCUCAGCCUCUUUUGACGUCUGAAAUUUUCGGAGAACAAUUUUCAAGAUCUGUUUACUACAGGCUUAACGAUCCAGUCACUCAGUCUGGAUUAUCUGUUGAAGCCAAUUAUAUUGGCAGCGACGACAGUAUUUUGCCAAAAGGAGUGUACGCUAAUGUCAGUCCGACUUACAAAGGUCUCAAAUUAUCCAGUUUUGAGGCCGGAGCUACCGUUUCCAGCAUACGCAAUCUCUUAAACUUUGUGCAAACACACAUCUUAAAGCAAAAUCAAAAGGAGAAGGCCGAUAUUCGGAAAGAUCAAGAGAAGAAAUACUCACCUGAACAGAUUUCUAAGUUGCUGGAUAUCCAUGGCGAUGCACCCAACCAAAUUGAAGGACUUUUGUUUGGCAACAGUAAAAUUGGAAACUAUCUUCUUUCUUUCGAUAACCACACUAUAGAUAAAAUUCCUGAAGAGCUCAAAUAUUUGUACAGUCAAUUAAGAAAUGGAAAAUCUUACGAAUCGACAAGGCUCAACAACUAUGAAGUGACUAUCAGUUUCCCUACGGAAACUGGUUUCCCAUUCCAGUUUAAUCUUAGAACUCCUUCAGUUGCACAUAUUGAAGGAUACAGCAAACUCACGAACGAAGAAUUAGAUAAUGAAUCCUUUAGUCCAAAAUUAGUUACUCUCAACGGUAAACUUAAAUUGCUAUUUGGUAUGGAAGUCCAGAAGAGAUUGGGAUUCGUAACACCCUUUGAGCAUCAAGAAUACAUAGUAGGUGUUGACAGAAAUAUGCAAAUUCAUGUGCCUAUUCGUGGCGAAGUACACUUCGACAAACAGAAAUGUGAAACUCGAGUAACUAUUCAACCUAAUGAAGACAUUCCUGAAUUCAAAUUUCUUCAAUACAAAACCCAACCUUUCACCUCAAAGCAUGAUAUUCUAAACAUGGAACCUGUUAAGAAAGAUCAGAACACUCAUAUCAUUCAUAAAGACCGCACUACUCAAUCACAGAUGUUAUUCAGUGAUAUGAACAACAAAGAAGCCGUAAAAUUUAACUGGGAAAGACAAACUUGGAAUUCACAAGAAGAAAACCAAAGGCGUGAAAACAAACAACAUAAUGACCGUGUGGCUAUACAUAAACUCUCGCAAUCGUUGAUGGAAAUGUCUUAUGGUAAACAACAGAGCGAUGCUGAGUAUGAGAAAUACUCGGUAAAACUAUCUCCAAGCACCGACAUGAAGGUAGAAAUGAAAUUAUCUUACGACCAUCUGAUCACCGAAAACAACAAUGAAAUUGAGGAUUACGAAAGCUGGGUACCAGAGGCUAAAGCUCCUCGUCUAGACAAAAGUCUCAAUGAUGCUGAGCGCAAGCAGAAACUUAUGAGAGAAGCUGCUAAAGAUAUCAAUUCUGCCAAAGCUGGCGCUCUCAAUUUAAAUCUUAAAAUCAGUGGAGGCCUGCAGGCUUCUUUGGACGUCACUGCUGCUGGUGCAUUCAGUAACAACGACCCUAAAUCUCGUGCUAUGCUUUAUGCUCUUGUCACAAAAGGAAAUCAUGAAUACUAUUUGUCAAUUGGUAUGGAGGGCAAAGUACCAAAUGUAAAGUCGAUGGAUUACGAACAAACACUAAAAAAUAACAAACCUAAAGAAUUUAAAGCAGUUCUAUAUUUAGGGCAAUUAAACGAUGGCAAUGGAGCAAGUGUUAUGAAACUCAAAAUCCAAGGAAAAGCUAAACAAACUGAAGAACGCAAAAGUGCUAUCCGCCAAUCUCGCGAUGCUCAAGAAUGCAAGAAAGAGGAGAACCAAAGUGGUAAUAAAUUGGGUAAUUCUUGCCAAGAAGCUAAUAAGCGCGCUCAAUAUGUCAAUUUUGGAGAAUUGACCCUUAAAUUGGAGGAUAACGACAAACUUAGCGAGGCUAUCUUAAACUCCUUGACUGAUGCAGAACAGUAUCUUGGAUACGCCGUUGACGUUGAUAUACAAAGAAAACUUGAUUUGAAAUCAUCUAAAAACGAAAUCAAGAUGUAUUUGGAAAUAUCGCCCAAUGAUGAAAUGGCUAAUCUAGCGAUAACGACUCAUAGAGGAAAAUUAGAGAUCAACAACAUCAAAAUAAUGCAAAGCUAUAACAAAAAUAACGGCAACGUUAAGGACACCAGAAAUAAAAAAGAUCCUGACACUGAUUUGUAUAUGAGAGCUGUAUGCAGUCUUGAUAAAUCUGAGGUGAAAACUUUCGAUAACAAACGUUAUUCACUAAGACUCGGACAAUGCUGGCACGUUGCUCUGACCACCUUUCCUAUGAAUAACGCUGACAUCCCUAACAACCAGCUAGAAAUUCCAGAAAAGAUGCACGUUACUGUUCUGACCAAGGAAGAUGAAAAUGGUAUGAAGAAAUUGAAGGUUACUCUUGGAGAUAAAGAGAUUCAACUUUUGGCAACCUCACCUCGUCAAAUCCGUGCUGAAAUAAACGGCAAACUUAUUGAACUUUCGCACAAAAAGACCUAUCAAGGAAAGCAAAUUGACAAGAUUACUUUCGAACUUUUCAAACUUGAAGAUGGAACCGCUAAAAUUAUCUCCGAUAAAUAUGACAUCAAGAUUUUGUUUGACGGAACUCACGCUCAAAUUAAGGCUGGUGAAAAAUAUCGUAAAUCUGUUCGUGGUCUCUGUGGUAACAACGAUGGUGAGCCAGAGAACGAUCUAAAGACUCCCAAAGGAUGCACACUUCAACGCCCGGAAGAAUUUGCUGCCAUCUAUGCUCUUACGCAAGACGGUACUUGCCAAGGGCCAGCUCUUAAAAAUGCUCAAAAGGCUGAAGAUUCUGAAUGUACAUACGAGAAGGUUCGUGCAGGAAACAUCAUCAGUGAGCAAGAAGCUGGGCGUGAACAUUCUUUCAAGAGUAGAAAGAGCAAUGAAGAGAAUGAAAAUGGCCAUUGUACACGACAUCGAACAUUGGUUACCAAAACUGACAAUCAAAUUUGCUUCUCUCUUCGCCCAGUUCCCAAGUGCUCACCUGGAUGCUCAGCCGAAGGCGAGAGGAACGUUAACAUUUACUUCCACUGCGUUCGCAGAACUGGUACCUCUGAAAGAGUUGCUGAACGCAUCGAAAAGGGUGCCAAUCCUGAUCUUAGUCAGAAAACUGCAUCCAAGACCGAAAAGCAUCGCAUUCCUUUAUUCUGCAAGGCUUAAAUCGCAUUAGUUA